Molecule: messenger RNA, 624 nt
Organism: Silurus meridionalis
Lineage: Eukaryota; Metazoa; Chordata; Actinopteri; Siluriformes; Siluridae
Gene: sf3b5
Product: splicing factor 3b, subunit 5
Exons: 2
Coding region: 189-449 (86 amino acids)
Biological process (GO): mRNA splicing, via spliceosome
Cellular component (GO): U2 snRNP; precatalytic spliceosome
Source: RefSeq, a predicted model, not a curated record
UAAACGGAACUCUGUUGUGUUUCUGCUUUUCCACCCGGACACCGUUUGAAGAGGCAACUUCCGCUUUACAUUGCGUGCCUCUGUUUUCCCAGCCAGAUCUCUUCGGCACUUUCAGACGCGGAACAGAAUUGUUUAUUGGAUCAAAGAAGCCUGAAUUAAGUGACUCGGCGUGUGACCUGUAAGCGAAGAUGACGGACCGCUACAACAUUCACAGCCAGCUGGAGCACCUGCAGUCGAAGUAUAUUGGCACAGGACAUGCAGACACCACUAAGUGGGAGUGGCUGGUGAACCAGCACAGAGACUCGUACUGCUCCUACAUGGGCCACUUUGACCUCCUCAAUCACUUUUCUGUCGCGGAGAAUGAGAGCAAGGCUCGUGUGCGCUUUAAUCUGAUGGAGAAGAUGCUGCAGCCAUGCGGACCUCCUGCUGACAAACCCGAGGAUGCUUAGGAUAACGCUUCACUCGGAGAGGACUUUUAAGUUUAUAGGGGUAAAUUGUGAAUGAGAUUUUGACGCCUUUUUUUUGUUGUUUUUUUCAGUUAAUUUAGUUAAGUUCCUUUUUCCCAUUUUGUAUUGUUUAUCUUAAGAAAAUAAAGUGGAAGAUUGUUUGAAUUUAUCAACAAAA